AUGGAUUUGGCCCUCCGUGGUACUGUGGGAAGAUAUAUUAUAGUGUAUCUUGAUGAUCUUACUAUUUUUUCUAAAGACUGCGAGAAUCAUCUUUUUCACUUAAAAGAUGUACUUGAAAGAUAUCGCAAGCACAACAUCUCCCUUAAUCCCAAGAAGUUAUUUUUUGGGAGAUUCAUUCCUGACUUUGCAGAAAAGACUCGUCAUAUCAUGGAUAUGAUGAAAGGAAAGACUGCCUUCCAUUGGAAUUCAGAAGGCAAAGUUGCAUUCAAUGAUAUCAAAGAUGCAAUUGCUCAUGCACCUAUAUUGAAGAAUUCAGAAGAGAUUGAAUCUCCUAUUGAUUUCAUGAGUUGUCCUUUAAAGUCUCAUGAACUCAAAUAUUACUCUAUUGAGAAGAAUGCCUAUGCGGUUGUUAAAGCAGUCAAGAAUUUCCAUUUUUACAUCCCGAAUUCGCAUACUGUUGUGUUAGUUACUAAUACAUCAGUCAAGUCUAUCUUAACACAACAGGAGUUUGGUACAAAAAAAGGGAAUUAG
Messenger RNA from Cryptomeria japonica (Japanese cedar), 531 nucleotides. RefSeq lists its product as uncharacterized. Lineage: Eukaryota; Viridiplantae; Streptophyta; Pinopsida; Cupressales; Cupressaceae. The transcript is spliced from 3 exons. The record is from RefSeq and is a predicted model, not a curated record. Bases 1 to 531 code for a protein of 176 amino acids.